Molecule: messenger RNA, 807 nt
Organism: Lytechinus variegatus (green sea urchin)
Lineage: Eukaryota; Metazoa; Echinodermata; Echinoidea; Temnopleuroida; Toxopneustidae
Exons: 3
Coding region: 1-807 (268 amino acids)
Molecular function (GO): protein binding
Source: RefSeq, a predicted model, not a curated record
AUGGAAAUUGCUAUCAAAAAUGCUAUGGCUUUGGCACGUUCUACUCUGUCACCUUUUGAGAGGAAAGACGGUUGGGAUGUAGAUUUCUCGGAUCGGGAAAACAGUAUCUAUUUCCACAAUCAUCGGACGAAUAAGACGCAUUGGGAAAGUCCGACCAGUGGUGUAAAAUUUCCAGUUCCUAGAGGUUAUGAUGAAGCUGGUUGUGGUAGAUUAGCAAGGAAGUACCAGGUUCCAAUCAUCCCCAACUUUCCUAAAGGAUUGAAGAGACCCAGAACACCUGAAGCAGCAACAUUCACGAAGGACAUCAAGAGAGGUGAAGAUAGACAGGACACAUCGAAGGAUGUCAAGAAGGGAGGAGAUACCCAGGAAACGUUGCAGAUUGAUGAAGAAGAAAAGUUCAGAGGACCAUUUGGGACUAUACAUGAUACAUCGGAAGAAGAACCUCCGAGGAAAAUACAGAAGAAAGAUCAUGAAAUGAAGUUGGAUAACAUCUCACUCGAUGAUUCAACAACCAAAACCAAGAAAGAUAACAUUCAGAACAACGAGAAGGAAGUACAAAACAAGUCAGAAGAGAUGUUUGAAUUCCCCGAUGAUGUCUGGUAUUAUCGAAAUAUCGGAGGUGGGCUUAAAAAUGGCAGAGAUAAGAAGGUGACACUCCCACGUAAAAAGAAACUGAUUCAACAGAAUGGUGGAUUUAUCGCUGCCUUAGCUGCACCUGUACUUGGAAUUCUUGGCGAUCUUAUCAUCGGUGGAAUAAGGAGAGGAAUUGCAAAGAGGAAACAGAGAAAACAGAGGAAAAUAUCAUAG